Messenger RNA from Anisakis simplex (herring worm), 1317 nucleotides. Lineage: Eukaryota; Metazoa; Nematoda; Chromadorea; Rhabditida; Anisakidae. The record is from the annotation of a GenBank genome assembly.
AUGUUCCCAUCAUUAGCCGACUUACGAAUAUGCCUCCAGGUGAUAUCGGUGGAGCGAACAGCCGGCGAGAGGGUGUUAUUCGCUACAGCAAUGGCAUUGGCGGUUUUUCUUCUUGCCAUGUCGUUUCUAGUUGCAUUCGUUUCGAUGCUUUAUAUACCAUUACCAGAUGAUAUUUGUGAUCGCCUUAAAUUACAGUUUUUCGAAUUUCUAUUACGAGUAUCUAACGAGUAUUUCGGCAGUUUAGUGGGAUGUAUUUUCGGACCGAAGAUAAGGAAUAAAUUGACACGAUUGCUAGUGGCAAUACCGUUCUUCUUCAAAUCCGCUCCUCCGAAAUUGGUCACCGUAAAGAAUGAAUUAAUUGACGAAUCUCGAGUACGGAUUUAUUAUCCAGCAAAAAGGAGGAAUAAUGCGCUGAUCCUGUUCACCCAUGGAGGUGGAUGGUCAACAAUGAAACCUAGUUAUUACGAUAGUUUGAUGUACAAAUUGAUCAAGCAUUUGGGUGUUCUCAUCAUCUCAAUUGAUUAUCGGUUAUCACCCGAAAAUCCUUAUCCGGGUCCAGUGAAAGAAUGUGAAGCAGUUUACCAUAAGAUUAUCACAGAGGAUUAUCGGCGAUUCGGCAUUGAUCCGACCCGAAUUUGUGUUAUGGGUGAUAGUGCUGGUGGGAAUCUGAGUACGGUGAUUGCACAGAGACAGCUUCGAAGCAGAACUACACUGCCAAAGUGUCAAGUAUUAAUAUAUCCAGUCAUACAUCCAUUUGAUCUCAAAUCGCCCUCAUAUCAACUAUUCUACGAUCAACUGUCUGGCACAGCACUACUGAAUCCUUAUGUGAUGGCUCGAUGGUAUAUGCUCUAUUUGAAUAUUCCUGCAACCAAUCGCAAUAUUGAAAAAUUCCUCAACAAUCGUCAUUUACGGAGUGAGAAGAAGAAUAGCGAAGGGCUGCAAAAGUUAAUUGGUCGCGAAUUAUUGCCUGCUGCGGUCUUGAAGAAUCCCUAUGGGCACAAGAAAAUUGAUUCUAAUAAAGCUGAACCUGACGAAGAGUUGUGUGCAUUAUUCGAAAGACACGGAUUCGAUGCUGAUUUUGCACCGAUAUUAGGCGACAAUUUGACUGGAUUAUCACCUGCGAUGAUCAUUACAGCCGGUUAUGAUAUCCUGCGAGAUGAGGGAAUGCUUUACGCAAAACGGUUGCAGUCAUUCAAAGUUGCAGUACAAUUGAACCAUUAUCCUGCAGCCUACCACGGCAUUAUGCAUAUGCCGUCAAGUAUGCAGCGUAAACAAAUUGUUGAUGAUAUCAUUGAAUACUUGCAAAAUCAUCUUUGA